UCGUACGCCACGUGUACUAUCUACAUCCUCUCCCUUCCUCUCCAUCUCCAGCCGUGUCUACUUCCUCCUUCGCUACGGAAGAGAAAGAUGACUCCUUAUCGCUCUCGUCCCCUCCCGCUUCUCUUACUCCGUCCUCAUCGCCAUCGCCAUGAGUUUUCUCACUGAGCGGGCUCUCCGCGAUCACAUGCUGGCGCCACGUGGCGACAUCUUGGCAAUUCGGCAAGUUCAUCAUCCGCGAUUCAGUCUGGACCUCCUACGGCUCGCGCAGUUCUUCGGCACUACCGGAGUGUACACAGCAACAGAGUUCCGAUUCACCGGCCAUCAUCAAGCGAUCGUCUUGGCAGAGGCGACGACGGUUCGACGGCUGUCAGCACCAGGAGUUAGCUACGUAUCCACCGUUGUCAUCUUCAGCGGUGACACUAGCGCGAUCAGCCCUCUGCGACACACGCCCAUUCGGACGUCGCUAAGGGAGUGGGGUCAGCAGCUGGCAGCAGAUUGGAAUCAGUGGCUUACGAGCCGCGACGAUAAUCUUGUCCCCACGGACGACAUCGAAGUCGGGGCACUCCGGACGUCUCGACACGAGCCGGCAAUGCUGACGUGGACAAGGGACGUAGAGCACCGCGCUUGGGUCGCAUACGUGGAGAUGUGGAUCAUUCAAGCUUGGAGGACGGAAGUGGAAGGAAACCUUCUCGGAUUUCUAUUCGGAUCGGUGCAUCCCGACCAUCGACAACAGAUCAUGCAGGAGCUCACGAUUCCCCUCGCGCAGCCGGUUGGUGAUCUCCCUCUCAAUAUCAUUUCCCAGUGCGACGAGAGCCCGGUCCCGCACGUCUUUUCACGGGCUUUGACACCCUACCUGCAGUGGUCAGCUUGCCUCGAGGAGUUAGCAGGCAACAACAACCCGCCAUCGCAACAACCAUACCUGGAUCCCCGGGGGAUAAUUGACCUCGCUUUCUUUCAGCCUCGAACGGCCUCCGAAGACGAAGCGAUAACACUAGAGGAGGAGGAGGAGGAGGACGAAGAGGGAGGCGACGAGGAAGAAGAAGAGGAAACCUCGACAGCAGAUCAUGCAGGAGCUCACGAUUCCCCUCGCGCAGCCGGUUGGCGAUCUCCCUCUCGAUAUCAUUUCCCUUGGUCGGCUUGCCUCGAGGAGUUAGCGGGGAACAACAACCCGCCAUCGCAACAACCAUGCUUGGAUCCCCGGGGGAUAAUUGACCUCGCUUUCUUUCAGCCUCAAACGGCCUCCGAAGACGAAGCGAUAACACUAGAGGAGGAGGAGGAGGAGGAAGAGGACGAAGAGGGAGGCGACGAGGAAGAAGAAGAGGAAACCUUGGAAGAGGGAAGUUACAGCGAGCACAACGAGGGAGAGCAGAGCGACGGCGAGGAAGAAGAAGACGAGGUGGAAGAAGAGGAAUCUGAGUGGGAAACCCAGGGAGAAGAGGCGGAAGGCGCGGAGGAGGAUCCCGAGGCGGCGCGAAAGAGAGAAGAAAUCGCCGCCGGCAAGCAGCAGCUGGAGUACGCAAGCGAAGCGAAUCUGCCAAUCUCGAACGAUCCAGCUAAGGAUCCGGAGCCGCCUAAGCCAAAAGAUGGGGACCUUGCUGCCGAGACUUCGCGCGCACCGGCCAGGCGACGACGAAGCCGAUCCCCCUCCCCCUCCACCUCAGCCCGGUCGCAAGGUGGGUCUGGAAGCUUACCAGGCGUCACGAUUUCAGGACCGGUGCCUCGGUCCGGCAUGGCUUAUAGGCCACCCUCCAGGACAGGGAGAGUACCACAUGCUGUCAGGACAAGGGCCAAGGGGCCGGUGAGCCCCGAGGAACCGGCAAAGGAUGUUCCUGAGCCUAGUGGGGAGAAAGAGGUUGUGGAUGUUCCAGAGGGAGAGGACGAUGAAGACGACAGGUUGAGGAAAGAAGAGGAUGAGAAGGCUGAGCAAAGGGCCAAAAAGAGAGGCGCCAAGCCUGACACGGACAAGCCCUCAGAAGUGAAGAAAAAGAAGUACGCUGUCCGAGUAGAGGAAGGAUUUGACGUAGAGGAGAUAAUGGACAGGAUCCUUGAGGUGGUGAAAGGGAAGACUUGCAUGACGAUGGUGGAUAGUGGUGCGGAGAUGAAACUUAUAAAGGAGGAGCAUGAUUUGCGCCUAGGGAUGGAGAUAGAUCGCUCUGAUAAUGGGGUCCGGAUGGGGGCGAAUAGUCGAUCGGUGUUCAUAGGGACCGCAUCAUCGGUGAUUCUGGAGAUCGGGAAAGUGAAAGUCACAAUACAACCAGUGGCGUUGACACUAACCAAGAAAACCGUGGUCGAGAAAGAUUUUGAUGGAAACAAGCUCCAGGCACUCCUUGGCUUCAGCGAGAGUGAAAAGAAGCUGAAGAACUGUGGCAUGUUCCUCUACUGGCAUGGAAGGCUUAUUGAGGCUUAUCGGAGGGUGGGUGCCCAGCUUACAAUCAAAGCAGACAAGGUCCUUGGAGUCAUUGGAGUCGCGGAUGUUACUCCUCUCAUGGACAGCAACGGCAAAGUGGGGGUUAUGAAUUCGAAACAAGGGUUUGAGGCUGGGAAAGCACAAACAGAUCUCCUCGAGUGGCUUGGUGACGAAGUCAAUUGCUACAUGAAUGAUGUCAUCGACAAAGUCGAAACGGUGGAGGAUUUUCGCGGUGAUGCUACAGAGCGAUGGAUACAGUGCGACAGCUGUGGAAAGUGGCGAUUACUCCCAGAUGGCAUGCUGGCCACCUCUUUCCCAGAGCAGUGGUAUUGCUUCGAUGAGCCAUUGCGUAUAUCCUGCGAGGAACCUGAAGAAAGGUGGGAGGAUGAUCCCACUCUGAAGACUGUGAAGUGCUCCUGGGGAAAGGAGAAGUCGGAGAAGAUGGAGAAUGCAGAGGAGGAGGAAAAAGUGGAUACAGGUACGCCUUGUGAAAAGAUUGGGGUGCAUACUUUGGCAGUAGAGGCGGUUAACGGAGACCCAAAAUUUCAGCGUUUUUUUAAUGCUAUUUAUAAGAAAACCAGAAGCUCUUUUUAACCAAAAAUUGCAUCAUUCCAUAGAGUCACGCCAUAUUAACAAACCAAUAAUAAAAAA
Messenger RNA from Chara braunii, 3058 nucleotides. NCBI's taxonomy places the organism in Eukaryota, Viridiplantae, Streptophyta, Charophyceae, Charales, Characeae. The record is from the annotation of a GenBank genome assembly.